This is a messenger RNA of Toxotes jaculatrix (banded archerfish), 549 nucleotides long. RefSeq names its product olfactory receptor 4N2-like. NCBI's taxonomy places the organism in Eukaryota, Metazoa, Chordata, Actinopteri, Toxotidae. The transcript has a single exon. The record is from RefSeq and is a predicted model, not a curated record. Bases 1 to 549 code for a protein of 182 amino acids. Gene Ontology annotation, cellular component: membrane. Gene Ontology annotation, molecular function: G protein-coupled receptor activity. Gene Ontology annotation, biological process: G protein-coupled receptor signaling pathway.
AUGUACAUUUUCAUUGCAGCUUUGUGGCUGAACUCUGUUCUGUUCAGCACUGCGAUUUACCCAAAGCUUUUGAUUGACUUUUUAUCUGAGCAACAGAUCAUAUCACAUCCACUGUGUCACGUUCAGUAUUUUAUAUUUUACUCUUUAGGCGGGUCAGAGUUCUUACUGUUGUCAGCCAUGGCCUAUGACAGAUAUGUGUCUAUAUGUAAACCUCUGCAAUAUCCAACUAUCAUGAGAAAAACUACCAUCAGUAUUUUCUUGGUUUUGUCGUGGCUUGUUCCUGCUUGUCAGGUUGCAGGAUCAACUAUACUGAGUGCAAACAGAAAACUCUGUAACUUCACUUUGAAAGGAAUUUUUUGCAACAAUUCAAUUCACAAACUUCACUGUGUGACUUCAAGAGCUCUGUCUGUGUAUGGUGUGAUUGUUUUGCUUAAUAUUGGGUUUUUUCCUAUGCUCUACAUAGUUUUUACAUAUAUAAAGAUAUUUAUUAUAUCCUAUCAGAGUUGUAGAGAAGCCAAGACAAAAGCUGCACAGACCUGUUUGACCUGA